Molecule: messenger RNA, 3063 nt
Organism: Closterium sp. Yama58-4
Lineage: Eukaryota; Viridiplantae; Streptophyta; Zygnematophyceae; Desmidiales; Closteriaceae
Source: the annotation of a GenBank genome assembly
AUGGCUCCAUUCGCCAUCCGCACUUCUCCUUCCCUCACCACCACCAGCAGCACCAUCCUCUCCUCUCUCCCUGCCACGUGUCAACCGCUGAUAGGCCGCGCAUGCAUGAGGUUGCUGGUAACCGCUCUGAAGCUGUACCUGGACUUCGUGAUUGCGGUUGGGUCUGGUGAAGCUGGGUCCGGCAGGGUGGGAGGCAGAUGGACGGACUGUUACUGCCAGGAGUGUGGUGAUGCUUAUGAAAGGCAGGCGCUACAUUUCACCGUGGUGGGAGGGAGUGCGGUGGGAGGGAGUGUGGUUGGAGGGGGUGUGGUGGGAGGGGGUGUGGUGGGAGGGGAUGUGGUCAGAAGUGCUGUGUACUCCUGCUGCAUGGCUUCUGUACUGCUUCCUCCUUUUGGACCGACACCGCUAUGCCGUUUUCUUCCCAGGAGCUUCCUGGAGGGCAGGAGGGUGGUGGCGGUGGACCUGCUGGGGUGGGGCAAGAGCCCCAAGCCGAGGGAAUGUGAUUAUAGUGUGGAGGAGCACGUGAGCUGGAUAGAGCGCACGGUGCUGGCCCCACUCAGCAUCUCCACCUUCCACAUCGUGGGCCACAGCAUGGGGUCCUUGAUAGGUGCGGUUCUGGCUGCUCGCAACCGAGACAGGGUGGUGUCUGUCUGCCUCUACUCGCCUCCCUACAUCCCUCCCCGACCAGGCCUCACACCAGCAGAGGAGUUUUACCAGCAAGUCUCCCCGCGCUGCUUCUCCCCUGCACUGCUAUUGUGCACCAGCAUGGUGGCGUGGUUCGAGCACGUGGGCCGAGUCAUCUGCGCCUUGCUGACGCAAUUUCAUUGGCUCUUGGACGCCCUCGCUGCUCUCCUGCUGCCCCUGCUCGCUUCGCGGCCUUCGGCCAAGCCUCUCCCCCAAACAUCUCAUAAUCCCCAUCCCUCAACUCCCCAUCCCCGCCUCCCCAUCCCUUCCCUCCCCAUCCCUCAACUCCCCAUCCCCGCCUCCCCAUCCCUUCCCUCCCCAUCCCUCAUCUCCCCAUCCCUUCCCUCCCCAUCCCUCAUCUCCCCAUCCCUUCCCUCUCCAUCCCUCACCUCCCCAUCCCCGCCGCCCCAUCCCUUCCCUCCCCAUCCCUCACCUCCCAGUCUCUCAUCUUACCGUACCUCUCCCCAUCCCUCAUCUCCCCAUCCCCAUCCCUCAUCUCCCCAUCCCCAUCUCCUCCUCACCCCAUCUCCUCCUCACCCCAUCUCCUCCUCACCCCAUCUCCUCCUCACCCCAUCUCCUCCUCACCCCAUCUCCUCCUCACCCCAUCUCCUCCUCACCCCAUCUCCUCCUCACCCCAUCUCCUCCUCACCCCAUCUCCUCCUCACCCCAUCUCCUCCUCACCCCAUCUCCUCCUCACCCCAUCUCCUCCUCACCCCAUCUCCUCCUCACCCCAUCUCCUCCUCACCCCAUCUCCUCCUCACCCCAUCUCCUCCUCACCCCAUCUCCUCCUCACCCCAUCUCCUCCUCACCCCAUCUCCUCCUCACCCCACCCCUCCCUCCUCCUCACCUCCCACCCCUCUCUCCUCCUCACCCCAUCUCUCCUCCUCACCCCAUCUCUCCUCCUCACCCCAUCUCUCCUCCUCACCCCAUCUCUCCUCCUCACCCCAUCUCUCCUCCUCACCCCAUCUCUCCUCCUCACCCCAUCUCUCCUCCUCACCCCAUCUCUCCUCCUCACCCCAUCUCUCCUCCUCACCCCAUCUCUCCUCCUCACCCCAUCUCUCCUCCUCACCCCAUCUCUCCUCCUCACCCCAUCUCUCCUCCUCACCCCAUCUCUCCUCCUCACCCCAUCUCUCCUCCUCACCCCAUCUCUCCUCCUCACCCCAUCUCUCCUCCUCACCCCAUCUCUCCUCCUCACCCCAUCUCUCCUCCUCACCCCAUCUCUCCUCCUCACCCCAUCUCUCCUCCUCACCCCAUCUCUCCUCCUCACCCCAUCUCUCCUCCUCACCCCAUCUCUCCUCCUCACCCCAUCUCUCCUCCUCACCCCAUCUCUCCUCCUCACCCCAUCUCUCCUCCUCACCCCAUCUCUCCUCCUCACCCCAUCUCUCCUCCUCACCCCAUCUCUCCUCCUCACCCCAUCUCUCCUCCUCACCCCAUCUCUCCUCCUCACCCCAUCUCUCCUCCUCACCCCAUCUCUCCUCCUCACCCCAUCUCUCCUCCUCACCCCAUCUCUCCUCCUCACCCCAUCUCUCCUCCUCACCCCAUCUCUCCUCCUCACCCCAUCUCUCCUCCUCACCCCAUCUCUCCCCCUCACCCCAUCUCUCCCCCUCACCCCAUCUCUCCCCCUCACCCCAUCUCUCCCCCUCACCCCAUCUCUCCCCCUCACCCCAUCUCUCCCCCUCACCCCAUCUCUCCUCCUCACCCCAUCUCUCCUCCUCACCCCAUCUCUCCUCCUAUACACAUCCGCUUCUUUCCCCUUCCCUCACCCCCGCGUCCCCUCCUCUCCCAAGCCCAUCCCACCUCACCACUUCCCUCCUCUUCCCAUCCAUCCUCUCCUCAUCCCUCCCCAUCCGUCCUUUUCCCAUCCGAUCCUCUCCCCCUCCCCUCCAGGUGUUUCCCACACCGCCCUCGGCCCAGCGGCACCUCUUCAUCCCUUGUGCUUUUCUGCACCAGGGAGCUGCUUGGGGCGCUGUGGGCGGAUGGUGGUGGGCAGAGUCACUUAGCAGAGGCAGUCGUGGUGCUGCUUGUCCUCCCUUUCCCCCCCGUCCUCCCAACAUCACUUCCUCCCUUCAGUCACUUCCUCCCUUCAUCGCUUCCUCCCUUCUGUCCUCAAUCCCUUCUGCCCUCAAUCACAUUCUUCAUCCUUUCUCCCAUCCUUUUUUCCUCCCUGCAUCCCUUCAUCUGUUCCUCCCUUCAUCCAUCCAUCCUUCCCUUCCUCUGUUCCUCUCUUCCUCCCUUCGACCCUUCCUCCGUUUCUCCCUUCCUCUGUCCCUCCCUUCCCCUGACGUCCUUCUGUUUGUCUCCUACCGUUCCAGGAGUUUCUCUUUAUUUCUUCCUCUUCGUGUUGCUUGCUUGUCAGUAGUCAUUCUUUUGUAUGCUUAG